This is a messenger RNA of Musa acuminata AAA Group (dessert banana), 2966 nucleotides long. RefSeq names its product PWWP domain-containing protein 3-like. The transcript has 2 exons. Lineage: Eukaryota; Viridiplantae; Streptophyta; Magnoliopsida; Zingiberales; Musaceae. The record is from RefSeq and is a predicted model, not a curated record. The coding region runs from base 270 to 2681 and encodes 803 amino acids.
CUCGCACAUCGUCCGUACAAGUGGUUCCCGGGGCUCCCUUUCCUGCCUCGGGGUGGCCGAAGCGAAGGACCCCGGCGUGGCUGUCUUGAGGGGCCCCUGAGCAGCCUUCAGUUGCACAGGUUGGCCGCUGGCAACGCAGCAGGCAGACAGGUAGAAGAAAGGAGAAGGGCACGAGUUAGCGCUCGAGUGGUAAGCGUCUCCUUCCUAUCCAUUUUCUCCUUUUGCCUGCCGUCCUCUGCCCCAACUCCUCCUCCUCCUCCUCCCUGGAAAUGAAAACCCUAGAGGCCAACGAAUCCAUGGCUGGCGAGCCGCUGGCCCAAUCCCGGACUGAAGCUAAACCUGGGGUGGCUGUGCAUGUUGGUGAUGAGGGUGUGGGUUUAGGGUUGGCUAGCCGUGGGUCGCCGGGGGAAAUCGCUUUCGCCGUUGGUGAUCUCGCGUGGGGGAAGACCAAGGGCCAACCGUGGUGGCCGGCGAUGGUUUCUGAUCCGUCCCGCGCGCUCGACGACGCCAAGAAGGCUCACCGGAGGGAUGUCUCCUUCUUCGUCACUUGCUUCGGUAGCGGCGCCUUUGCGUGGUGCGAGCCGGCCCAGCUGAAGCCCUUCGUCGAGGAGUUCCAUCGCAUGGCGAGGCAGAGCAGCUCGAAGGGCUUCGUCGGAGCCGUCGAGGGCGCGUUGAAUGAGAUGAGGCAGCGCCUCCAGUUGGCGCUUACUUGCUGCUGUGUUUCGCCGGAGGCCCGAGGGAAAAAUGCUGGAGGUCCACCUAGGAGACUCCCGGUCACGAACUUCGAGCCUAUCGAGUUUCUCGAGCACCUCCAUGAUGUGGCUUGUGAUGUUCUGGCGGCCGAUAUGUUGGAAGUUGCAGCUCUCAAGAGUUGGACGAUGGCUUUUGGGAAGGGGUGGACAGAUGGUGCGCCUGGGUGCCAUCCUCGCCGUCAGAUAAUGGAGCUGGUGGAUAAGAUCGAUCUUGACGUGCCGCCAGGCGACUUUGGUGAUGGCAAUGAGGAGGGAGAUGACGACUGUUGGAUCACUGGAAGCAGGGUCGGAAAAGGUCUCAGGACAUCACAAGGCAAUAUGCAUAAAAGCCAGAAGAGAAGGAGCAUGGCAGUGCUCAUUGCCGAAACAGAUUUGGAUACAGUUGAGCUCAGCAACGGCGAUGAACUUGAGGUGGAGGAGGAGAAGGAAAAGGCAGCAAAGCACCAGAUGAAGUCCGAGAAUGAGGAAGAUAUGGUCACGGGUGGUGGUAGUAUUAAAGCCCAAGAAGAUCCCUGCUCAGGUAGGCGGGAGCGAAAGAGGAGCAAGUACUUGUCCCCUCCUUACACUUGUUUGGGUGCAUAUACCAUGACUCUUGACUCACCAGUGCUCACCGAGGUGAAGUCACCAAGGAAGGCUGCUGAAGCCUCUGGGGAUUUAAAUUCUGAUAUCUCAGCAGUAUUGAGAUGCAACUCUGAGGCCUUUCAGAAGGAAGAGGAUAAUUGUAGUCCUGGUUUCAGCGUUGAGAACACAUCUAUGAUAGAGAUUCUUUUCGAGUUUCUUUGCACAGCAAAAAAUCUGCUCCAUUUAAAGUGGAAUCGGUCAGCAAAAAUGAUUAAAGGCUUCUUCAUUAAAUAUAGAAGCACAAUGUACUCUAGUGGAUCUGACUUCUUAACGUUCCAGAAGCACGGUACUGACUGCUGCGAUGGAAGUGGCCAAUCCUCAAACAAGGUGACUAUCAAUACCAGCUCUGGAGUUGGAGAAUGCGAGAAUCAUUGGUGGAAUAGCAAAGGUGUUGCUAUUUCAGAAGCAGAGACAGGUUUUGGUGCUGAUACAAAAAGUCAUUCUGAACAAGGCAAAGCUGGGAAGAAGAGGAAGAUGAGAUUGGAUGAAGCUACCAGUGUAUCACCAGCAAAGCUGGAUCCUCAGGUCAUAAACGUUCCAGUGGAGAGCAGAUAUGUGCAUAAAAACAUAAAGAACAAAGAUGGAGCUACUGAAGAAAGUGUGGUACUGUGCCCUGAGCCUGUUAGUUGUUUGCAACCAGCUGAAGUAGGGAACAAGAUGAAGAAGGGCAAGGGAGUUGCUGAUGGUCAAAAGGCUUUGAAACCUGGCCAUGAUCUUUCAGAGAGGUCACAAGGAGGCAAAUCUGGACGGAAGAGGAAGAAGAGCAAACCGGCAAAUAUUGGUGUACCUCUAGUUGAUUUGGGCACGGGCAUUAUGAAUGGUUUGGAGAAAGACAUAUGCAGGCAAAGUUACCCUGGAGCUCUUCUCUUGACUUUUGCCCAUGGAGUUCCUCUUCCCUCCCAAAAUGAACUAACUUCCGCUUUCCGCAAAUAUGGUGUCGUGAUUGAAUCAGAAACAGAGCUGCUAAAAGAGACCAAUAGUGCACGUAUUGUGUUUGCCAAAAGCACUGAUGCAGAAAAAGCCUUUAAUAGCUCAGAUAAGACUGGUUAUUUUAGGCCUCCAUAUGCUAGCUACUGUCUCUGCUGUCUACCGGCAAUUGCAUGCUCUCCUCAUCCAGUGCCUCCACUUCCUUACAUAAGGGAGGGUCUUGAAAGGAUGAUAUCUACUUUGACUUCUACUUCAUCAUUGAAAGAGACAGGGACAUCUGAUGGAAUGAAGCAUGAUGCAAGGGAAAAUUUAGUUGGGGAUAUGGAGGGCCUACUGAAGAAGGUUAACACAAUGCUAAGUGGGGCUGCCACUGGUACCUAAUUUAACAAUCAUAAUAUCUGGUUCUAACCUCCCUUACCUCUGGCUUCAAUGAUCAGUCAGUGCAGCUGGUAUUAGUAUCAUCUGCUUAAUUUAGGUUGUUGAAUGUUGAGUUAUUCAGUGUACAUGGGAUCGGUACCACCUGCUUAAUUUAGACUGCCAAAUGUGAGCGUGAUUUUUAUUAGGUUCGCCUGCUUUAUGUAGGUUGUGGAACGUUGACAUGUCGAUGUUAUGCUUAGCUUAGUUUCAAUCAUUAGUGUGCAUCAUAGACUUUUCCUUCUGUUUCCA